AUGACUUCAGCCGACCUUCACACCGCGCUUUUGCGCCCGGCAGUUCUUCAAAUUCUUCGUGCCGCUGGCUUCAGCGCCGCGCGACCCGUGGUGAUCGAUACUGUCACCGAUCUCGCAGCUCGCUAUCUUCUCUUGUUGGCGUCUUCGACCGCUCAAAACGCGUUCAAUACCCACAACACUUUCGUGCCGACUAUCCAGGAUGUGAGGCUCGCGCUGACCCAGGCUGGAGCGUUGGUGCCGCAGAUGAACACCGUGGAGGAGAGCGUGAGGGGCGACGUGGAGAUUAUGGAAGGGGUGUGGGUUCCAUUUGAGGAUUUACGAGGAGUCGAGGCGUUCGUGAACUGGGCGCAUGGGCCGGUCAAUAAGGAGAUCAGGAGGAUCGCAGGCUUUGGGGACGAUGUAAACGUGGAGGAGAUUGCGGCAGGAUUGGACGAGCAGGAAGAUUAUGUUUCUGCGUUGAAGAAGCGCCACAGCAAGACCGGCGAAGCAGUCCGCUACCAAGGCACCGUUCUCGGCAAGGACACAGAACUACAAGCGGUAACAAUCGUGGGCGGACCUGCUGCUUCGAUUGCAGAAUGGACACAAAAGUCCUUCGCCGCCACUCGAGCUUCCUCCAACCUGCGCCCUGGCCAGGACGAGGGUGCUGCCACCCCAGCGACAUCCGGUAUCAGCAGUGCACCGCUCACUCCGAUUGAUUCUGAAUGA
Molecule: messenger RNA, 705 nt
Organism: Fonsecaea nubica
Lineage: Eukaryota; Fungi; Ascomycota; Eurotiomycetes; Chaetothyriales; Herpotrichiellaceae
Exons: 2
Coding region: 1-705 (234 amino acids)
Molecular function (GO): protein heterodimerization activity
Source: RefSeq, a predicted model, not a curated record